Molecule: messenger RNA, 204 nt
Organism: Besnoitia besnoiti
Lineage: Eukaryota; Apicomplexa; Conoidasida; Eucoccidiorida; Sarcocystidae
Exons: 1
Coding region: 1-204 (67 amino acids)
Source: RefSeq, a predicted model, not a curated record
AUGACCCUGUGCGCAAGUGCACUUAAGCCCUCUCGAACAUUCUCUGAGAAGUGCAACGCGGAAGGAUGGUUUACGCCUACUUCUGCGUAUAUCCUCUGUUUCUGUGUUGGCGGGCAUUCUGGAGUCAACUGGUGUUGCUUGUCUGCGUGGCUCAAGCAAUCGGCCAGCCGGUUGCUGCCAUCGUGGUGGACGACGCACGCUUAG